GUGUGCGCAAAAGCGAAGCGCUCUCCAAGGGUCGGGCGGUGCUGGCUGCUUCCGUCGCCUUGGCUGGGAUUGAGCUAGAGCUUUACUCUCUUUUUUAUAUAUAUAUAUAUAUAUAUACCUUCCUAACCUGCUCAGGAUUUUUUUUUUGUGGGGGUGGAGAAGGGGCUGUUUAACCCACCCACUCAAAAAAAACGAACAACGAAAAGCGAUUAUUUUGGACGGGAAGCUUGGAAGAAGCUCUCCGUUUGGUGGGGUGGAGCUGGGAAGAAUCGCAGCAGAAAGGAGAAGGAAAAGCGGAGCCAAGACGGGACCCCCACCUGCCUGAAACGACCAACCGCCAUUGGGAAUUGAGACAUUGAGAAAAGAUUGGAAGGAAAAGGGGCAAUAGGAAAACCUCUUUCUUCCUCUUGGAGUCCUUAAAAGUCGGGUUUGGAUUUUUUUCCCCUAUUCUUUUCCUCGUUUGUUUGAAAGGGUUGCUUUUAUUGCCGACACCAUUUUUUUUGCUGCCUGAGCCCCUGUGGACAGCAAGGCACGGCUAUGCGCGUGGGGAGCCCGAGCUUCGUGAAACUCAGGUGUUGGCUGCUAUCAUGACUGAUGGCGAGAGGAGAGAACACUUCCAGCCACUGGCCAGCGACGAGGUCCGGGUCCCCAUAGCCUCCGGCUCCGCCCCUGGGCAGGUGCCCCAAUCUGGGGUGGAGAACGAUGAGGACACCCUCAGUGCUUGCAAAUCCCUCCAGGAAAGCUUUGUCUCAUCAGUGGAGUCGCCCACCCGGGAUCCAACCCAAGAUGGAGAAAGCCCUUACCCUGCGCUGGCGUCCACCGUUUUCUUCUGCCUGGACCAGAAAACUCGGCCACGGAGCUGGUGCCUCAAACUGGUCUGUAACCCCUGGUUUGAGCACGUCAGCAUGCUGGUGAUCCUCCUGAACUGCGUCACGUUGGGGAUGUUCCAGCCGUGCCAGGACACCAAGUGCAAGUCGGAGCGGUGCACCAUCUUGGAGGCAUUUGACCAUUUCAUCUUUGCCUUCUUUGCGGUGGAGAUGGUCAUCAAGAUGGUGGCUCUGGGGAUCUUUGGGCAGAAAUGCUACCUAGGAGACACCUGGAACCGCUUGGACUUCUUCAUCGUGAUUGCCGGCAUGAUGGAGUAUUCUUUGGAUGGGCACAACGUCAGCUUAUCCGCCAUCCGGACGGUCCGGGUACUUCGGCCUUUACGAGCCAUUAAUAGGGUUCCGAGUAUGCGCAUACUGGUGACCCUCCUGCUAGAUACUCUGCCUAUGUUAGGCAACGUCCUUCUUUUAUGCUUCUUUGUCUUUUUCAUCUUUGGGAUCGUCGGCGUCCAGCUCUGGGCCGGGCUGCUACGCAACCGGUGUUUCAUGGACACCAAUUUCCAAAUGUCCUACAACUUGACUUUCCUGCAUCCGUACUACCGGCCGGAGGAAGGGGAGGAGAACCCGUUCAUCUGCUCGUCGCACCGGGACAACGGCAUGCAGAAGUGCUCGGGCAUCCCCAACCGCAAGGAGUUCAAGGUGGAGUGCACGCUGAGCAUGGACUCCUACAGCCCCCAGGCCUACCCCGUGGACCUCAGCAGCCGCAACGGCUGUAUAAACUGGAACCAGUACUACAACGUUUGCAGGACGGGCGACUUGAACCCGCACAGCGGAGCUAUUAAUUUUGAUAAUAUUGGCUAUGCUUGGAUAGCUAUCUUUCAGGUCAUAACCCUGGAAGGAUGGGUCGACAUCAUGUAUUAUGUCAUGGAUGCGCACUCUUUUUACAAUUUUAUAUAUUUUAUACUACUUAUAAUAGUGGGUUCUUUCUUCAUGAUCAACUUGUGCCUGGUUGUGAUAGCAACACAGUUUUCCGAAACGAAGCAGCGGGAGAACCAGCUCAUGCAGGAGCAGCGGGCGCGCUACCUCUCCGACGACAGCACAAUCGCCAGCUUCUCCGAGCCGGGAAGCUGCUACGACGAACUCCUCAAGUACCUCUGCCACAUAUACCGGAAGGCCAAGCGCCGGACUUUGCGCCUCUACAACAACUGGCAGAGCAAGCGGCGGAAAAAGGUGGACCCGGACGGCGGCGGCGGCGGGGGGCAAGGGCCUCCGCGGAAGAAGCGGGUCCCGUCCGUCCACCACCACCACCAUCACCACCACCACUACCACCUCAGCAACGGCACCCGUGCCAAUCCGGAGGGCGGGGAUCUCGAACUCAGCGUGGUGAAGCCCAGCAGCCCGCUGCCGUCGUUGUCGCCGCACUUCAGGAACCCUCCGGAUUCGGAGUCGGUGCGCAGCAUCUACCACGCCGACUGCCACGUGGAAGACGCCCGGGCCAAAUGCAAGUCUCCCAACGUCCGGCUGAGCCACCACGGAGGCAGCAUGAACUACCCGACCAUCCUGCCCUCUCCCGUGGGCAAAGGCAGCCUGGCCACCGUCCCCAAAGCGAGGCCGGCCGGAGGAGGGGCCGGAGGGGGCAACGGCUGUGCCACGCCACUGGCCAUGGUCAAGAGCCCGGCCCACUUCAACAUGGGUUCCUUUGAGAAGCUCCAUCAUUUGGUUGGAGAACACGGUCUCUGCCGGACUUCGAGCCGGUUAUCCGGACUCAACGUCCCGUGUCCGCUGCCCAGCCCUCAGUCCAACAUGUCGAACUGCGAGCUCCAGAACUGCCCUUACUGCGCCCAAAUCCUGGAGGAUCCCGAGUUCGAGUGCAGCGAGUCAGAGAGCUGCGAGUCCGAGGAGGAGAACAACGGGGUCUACGAGUUCACGCAGGACGUCCGGCGGGGGGACCAACGGGACCAGAUCCAGCAGCAACGGAGCAAGAAGAAGCGGAGGAAGAAAGUGCCCAAGGAGCAGAACCGAAUCUGCCGGGUCUGGAAGGCCUUUGGGGAGAAGCUGACACGGAUCGUGGAGAGCAAGUACUUCAACCGGGGCAUUAUGAUCGCCAUCCUCAUCAACACCCUGAGCAUGGGCAUCGAGUACCACGAACAGCCGGAGGAGCUGACCAACGCCUUGGAGAUCAGCAACAUCGUCUUCACCAGCAUGUUUGCCCUGGAGAUGGUCCUCAAGCUCCUGGCCUUCGGACUCUGGGGUUACAUCAAGAACCCCUACAACAUUUUCGAUGGCAUCAUUGUCGUCAUCAGCGUCUGGGAAAUCAUUGGCCAGGCGGACGGCGGCCUCUCGGUGCUGCGGACCUUCCGCCUCCUUCGCGUCCUGAAGCUGGUGAGGUUCAUGCCGGCCUUGCGGCGCCAGCUGGUGGUCCUGAUGAAGACCAUGGACAACGUGGCCACCUUCUGCAUGCUCCUCAUGCUCUUCAUCUUCAUCUUCAGCAUCCUCGGCAUGCACCUUUUUGGCUGCAAAUUCGGCCUGAAAACGGAUACGGGUGACACCUUGCCGGAUCGGAAGAACUUUGACACCUUGCUGUGGGCCAUCGUGACGGUUUUUCAGAUCCUCACCCAAGAAGACUGGAACGUGGUGCUCUACAACGGGAUGGCCUCCACUUCCUCCUGGGCUGCCCUCUAUUUUGUGGCCUUGAUGACCUUUGGAAACUACGUCCUCUUCAACCUCCUGGUUGCCAUCUUGGUGGAAGGUUUCCAAGCGGAGGGCGAUGCCAACCGGUCGGACACGGAUGAGGACAAAACCUCCAUCAACUUUGAGGAAGAGCUGGAGAAGCUGAAGGAACUUCGUGCUUCGGAGUUGAAGAUGUACUCUCUGGCCGUGACGCCCAACGGUCACCUGGAGGGCAAGGGCAGCAUGCCGCCACCUAUCAUCCUGCGCACUGCCGCCACGCCGAUGCCCUCCCCCAAGGGCUCCCCGCACAUGGACUCGGUCUACCCCUUUCUGGACUCCCGGAGAGGGAGCAACGCUUCGGUCGACCCCAUGAGCUUUGACCAGAAAUCCUUGUCCAGCCUCCGCAGCACCCCUUGCGCCCACUGGGGCACCAGUAGCAACUGGGGCAGCCGCCGCUCCAGCUGGAACAGCCUGGGACGGGCCCCCAGCCUGAAGAAGAAGAGCCAGUGCGGGGAACGGGAGUCCUUGCUCUCCGGCGAAGGCAAGGGCAGCACCGACGACGAGGCCGAGGACAACAAGCUCAGCGCCGCGGGAAGGACGCCGCUCCACUGCCGGGCCGAAUCCUUGGAUGUCCGGAGCACCUUGGAGCUUCCGGAGCUGCUCCAAGUAUCCGGCGUCCACCAUCCCUUGAGCCUGGCCCCCGUGGCCGUCCUCCCCGCCGAGUAUCAGGACUGCAACGGGAAAAUGCUUCACGUGCCCAAUGAGUUCUACCUGCACAUGGACGGCCACAAGGACGAACUGCUGGACUUGGAGGAUGACCUGGAGGAUAGUUACUGCUACCGGAUCCGCAAGGCCUUGGAGCCCUACAAGCCGGAAUGGUGCAAGACUCAUGAGGACUGGUCUCUCUAUUUGUUUUCACCUCAAAAUAGGUUCCGGGCCAACUGCCAGAAGGUCAUUGCACACAAGAUGUUUGACCACGUGGUCCUUGUCUUCAUCUUCCUCAACUGCAUCACCAUUGCGUUGGAGCGGCCGGACAUCGACCCCGUCAGCACGGAGCGGGUCUUCUUGAGCGUCUCCAACUACAUUUUCACGGCCAUCUUUGUUGCCGAGAUGAUGGUUAAGGUUGUGGCCCUGGGCUUCUUUUCGGGCAAACACACGUAUCUCCAGAGCAGCUGGAACGUCCUGGACGGGGUCCUGGUCUUCGUGUCCAUUGUGGACAUCAUUGUCUCCAUGGCCUCGGCCGGCGGAGCGAAGAUUUUAGGGAUCCUCCGCGUCCUCCGUCUGCUGCGCACUUUACGGCCUUUACGAGUCAUCAGCAGAGCUCCGGGUUUGAAGCUUGUCGUGGAGACGCUGAUUUCCUCCCUCCGCCCCAUCGGCAACAUUGUGCUCAUCUGCUGCGCUUUCUUCAUCAUCUUUGGCAUUUUGGGAGUGCAGCUGUUUAAAGGCAAAUUCUACUACUGCGAAGGGCCGGAUAUCCGAAACGUUUCCACCAAAGAUGACUGCAAAAGAGCCCACUACAAAUGGAUCCGGCGCAAGUACAACUUCGACAACUUGGGGCAGGUAAGGGGCAAAUGGGACCCCAAGGCCACCAUUGCUUUACCUUUCCCCAUCUCCGGCUCUCCUUUGUCCUCCCCUUGCCAUCAUCCCUCGCUUUUCUUUCCUCCACUGCUUCUGUGUUGGGCCGUUGGGGGAUCUCAGAGGCACCGUGAAUGCAUAUUAAGCAGCCGUUCCUGUUCUUGGCUGUGUCUUCACCUCCCUUUCUUCCCAGAAGCUCAGAGACGGCCGUACUACGCCAACUACUCGCCCGUCCGGAGGUACAUCCACACGCUUUGCCCAGCCCACUACCUGGACCUUUUCAUCACCUUCAUCAUCGGCGUCAAUGUCAUCACCAUGUCCAUGGAGCACUUCAACCAACCCAAGUCGCUGGACGAAGCCUUAAAGUACUGCAACUACGUCUUCACCAUCGUCUUUGUGAUCGAGGCUGUGCUGAAGCUGGUCGCGUUCGGGUUUCGGAGAUUCUUCAAAGACAGGUGGGAUCAAACUGGACUGGCCAUCGUCCUCCUGUCCAUCAUGGGCAUCACCUUGGAGGAGAUCGAGAUGAACGCGGCGCUGCCCAUCAACCCCACCAUCAUCCGCAUCAUGCGCGUGUUGCGCAUCGCCAGAGUGCUGAAGCUGCUCAAAAUGGCCACCGUGCGGGCCCUGCUGGACACCGUGGUCCAAGCCCUCCCUCAGGUAGGGAACCUUGGCUUGCUGUUCAUGCUCCUCUUCUUCAUCUAUGCCGCCCUCGGAGUGGAGCUGUUUGGGAAGCUAGACUGCAGUGAGGACAACCCUUGCGAAGGCCUCAGCCGCCACGCCACGUUCAACAAUUUCGGGAUGGCUUUCCUGACCCUCUUCCGGGUCUCGACCGGAGACAACUGGAACGGCAUCAUGAAGGACACGCUCCGCGAAUGUCACCGGGACGACAAGCACUGCCUCAGCUACCUGCCCUUCAUCUCCCCGGUCUACUUCGUCACCUUCGUCCUGAUCGCCCAGUUUGUGCUGGUCAACGUGGUGGUCGCCGUCCUGAUGAAGCACCUGGAGGAGAGCAACAAGGAGGCCAAGGAGGAUGCCGAGAUGGACGCCGAGAUCGAGCUGGAGAUGUCCCGGGGGGCCAGCACCCCAGUUCGAGGCCCCGAAAGCAGGCCGGUCACCCCCAGGAUGGGCUCCCCACUCCUGGUGAAACACCCAGCUCUGGACGUUGUCCCUGGCCUUGGAGAGCCCCAGAACCUUCUCACCGUCCGCAAGAUCUCCGUGGCCAGGAUGCACUCCUUGCCCAACGACAGCUACAUGUUCCGCCCAGUGAUGCCUGCCAAAGCCCCCUUCCCGCUCCAUGAAGCUGAGCUGGAGGCCUUCUCCUACAAGUCGCCACGAGGCUCCAUCACUUCGAUCCAUUCCCAACCAGUGGGGACCUGCUCCUCAUCGCUGAGGGUCCCCCGGGACAACUUCCACCCAAUGACUCCACCUCCGCACCACGAAGGGAUCCCCUGGAAGCUUCACCCUCCGCAGCCACCACCACUAUCUCCCAGCGUCCACAGGCUCCUGUGCAGACAGGAGGCGAUUCAGAGGGAUUCCUUGGAAGGCCAGGGGACGGAUUCAAAGGAGAGCACUCAAACGGAUCCCGUCGAACCCCGCCGGCUGAAGAAGCCGUCCCAGAGCUCCUUGGGGCCCCCUUUGCUCCAUCCGUCCCCCUCGUUGUCCCUUCCGGGGAGCCCUCCUCUCCCGCACGCUUCCCCGCAUCGGUCGGCGAGCCUCCGCACCCGCAAACACGCCUUCGGUCAGCACAACCUCCCCGGCGAUGACGCCCGCAACCCCAACGGCUCCCUCUUUGAGUCCUCGGACCUGGCCGACGAAGAGGUCAGCCACAUCAACAGCUCGGCGGAAGGGUGGCGGGACAGGGCGGACGGCAAGGACCGGUCCGAGUCCCCGCCUCCAUCCGCCGUCCCCGUUAAGAACGGCAGCACGUCCAGCUUGACCACGGCCGGAGGAGCCAAAGAGAAAGACCUGAAGAAGUUCUACAGCGUGGACACCCGGGGCUUCUUGGCCAAGCCGGCGUGGAGCGACGACCACCACCGGCGCCACUCCAUCGAGAUCUGCCCCUCCAUCGCCGACGGGGAGCGCAGCUUCUCGGAGGCGGCGCCGUUGUCCGAGGAGCGGAAACCCGCCCACUCCGAGUCCGAAUACAUCCACGGGGCGCGCCGCAAGAAGAAGAUGAGCCCGCCUUGCAUCUCGAUAGAGCCUCCCAUGGAGGAAGAGAAGAACACUUCGGCCCGCACCAAAGCUUCGGAGAACAGCCUCCUGAGGAGGAGGACCCCCUCGUGCGAGUCCACCGCGUACAGGGACCCUUCGGAGGCCGGUGAGAGCCAAACGGGGGACCCGGGCGCCAAGGCCGAGCGCCGCGGGGGGCCAGCGUGCCGCGGGGAGCUCUUGGCGGUGCCCAACUUCUCCUUCGAGGCGGCCGACGGCCCCGUUUCGAGCGGGGUUUCCGAAGCCGUGUCGUCGGAGGGCCCCGCGUCGGAAUCCUCUCCCGACGACGGCGUUUCGCUCGAACCGCAGAAAGCGGAGCACUCAAAGACCGAGGCCCGGAGACACGGACUCGUCCCGGCGACAGACGGAGAAGUGGACGAACCGGUAUAGCUCCUGGCGUUGAGUCAGGGGUGACGUUUCAAAGGGCUUUUCUUGCCACCGCAAGUGGCUUUGAAUCGGGAGGAAAGGUUGGAGAAAGUCACAACUCCGUGAUGGGACGCUUCGUUCCCCCUCCAAAAAAAAAAAAAUUACUUGCCUCUCUCUUUCUCUCUUUUCAGCGCUGUGAAGGUUUUGUUGUGGAUGUUUUCCAAUAAAAUCAAAGAGCAAGCUGGCUUUUUAAUAUAAAAAAAAUACAAAAAAAAGAAGCAAGGUUCAGGGUCAAGAAAGGCGGCUUUCCCCCUUUCUGAGCAUCAAAACAGAGUUAACUUUUCCAGUUUUUCUUUCUUCCCUGGCGUGGCCUCGAUCACAUUGAUUUGGGUUUUGAGCCUUUAUCUUUUUUUUUUAAAUAAUAAUAAUAGAAUUUGCAAAAAAAAGAGACUUUUUCGAACUUUUCGAAACGGCACCUUGUGGUUAGGAUUCAUUGCACGGAAGGUUGUUUUCACAAGGAAGUGCCCCCCGGGAGAUGCGAGUUGUAUAUUGUCUGUAUAUCAGCGGUUCAUUAUCAAUAGAAAAUAAUGUAUUUGAAUUUUUUUAAAAAGGGUAAAACUGAAAAAAAUAAUAAUAAAGGAAGGCCGACACGCAGGCACAACGGACCCGCACACGCAACGUACAUCCCCAUUCACACAAAACACUUUUCCUCAUUGUCGUGCACUUGUUUUAUUGAGAACGGUAGACCCGAUCCAGAUCCAGUUCUUUGCAUUUUCCCUUCGAAGCCCAUGGAAAAACUCAGGUUGCAACCGACUUCAUUCUGUGAUUUCCGAAAGAACAGACAGGCCACUGGAAACCCUUUUGCAAUAGCGCCGAUCCAGCUAAAGUAGACCAGUAAUCUCCCACUAAAGACCAGUAACUUGCCCCAUUUCAUUGAUGGGGUUUAGGGAUAUUUUUCCUUGUUUUUGGAAUACGUUUGGGGAACUUUCUGGGUGAUUCGGGGCCAAAAAUGAGCCAAAUAAUACUUGGAGUUGCUGUGAGUUGUCCAGGCUGUAUGACCAUGUUCCAGAAGCAUUCUCUCCUGACGUUUCACCCACAUCUAUGGCAGGCUUACCUAGUUUCCAACAAACCUCACAAUGUGUUGUCGAAGGCUUUCAUGGCCGGGAUCACAGGGUUGUUGUAUGUCUUCCGGGCUGUGUGGCUAUGUUCCAGAAGCAUUCUCUCCUGACGUUUCACCCACAUCUAUGGCAGGCUUACCUAGUUUCCAACAAACCUCACAACGUGUUGUCGAAGGCUUUCAUGGCCGGGAUCACAGGGUUGUUGUAUGUCUUCCGGGCUGUGUGGCCAUGUUCCAGAAGCAUUCUCUCCUGACGUUUCGCUCACAUCUAUGGCAGGCUUACCUAGUUUCCAACAAACCUCACAACGUGUUGUCGAAGGCUUUCAUGGCCGGGAUCACAGGGUUGUUGUAUGUCUUCCGGGCUGUGUGGCCAUGUUCCAGAAGCAUUCUCUCCUGACGUUUCGCUCACAUCUAUGGCAGGCUUCCUAGUUUCCAACAAACCUCACAACGUGUUGUCGAAGGCUUUCAUGGCCGGGAUCACAGGGUUGUCGUAUGUCUUUCGGGCUGUGUGGCCAUGUUCCGGAAGCAUUCUCUCCUGACGUUUCGCCCACAUCUAUGGCAGGCAUCCUCAGAGUUUGUGAGGUAUGGAUAAACUAAGUAAGGAAAGGAAAGAAUAUAUAUCUGUAGUAAGUAAGUUUAGUUUGUCCAUACCUCACAACCUCUGAGGAUGCCUGCCAUAGUUGUGGGCGAAACAUCAGGAGAGAAUGCUUCUGGAACAUAGCCAUACAGCCUGGGAAACUCACAGCAACCCAGUGAUUCCGGCCAUGAAAGCCUUCAACAACAUAUUAAACCUCCCCUGCCUAGUUUCCAAUAUAUCUUACAACCUCUGAAGAUGCCUGCCAUAGAUGUGGGCAAAACGUCAGAAGAGAAUGCUUCUGGAACAUGGCCAUACAGCCUGGAAAACUCACAGCAACCCGGUGAUUCCAGCCAUGAAAGUCUUCGACAACACAUCACUUGGAGUGUUACAUACAUAUACAGUAGAGUCUCACUUAUCCAACAUAAACGGGCCAGCAGAAUGUUGGAUAAGUGAAUAUGUGGAUAAUAAGGAGGCAUUAAGGAAAAGCCUAUUAAACAUCAAAUUAGGUUAUGAUUUUACAAAUUAAGCACCAAAACAUCAUGUUAUACAACAAAUUUGACAGAAAAAGUAGUUCAAUAUGCAGUAAUGCUAUGUAAUAAUUACUGUAUUUACGAAUUUAGCACCAAAAUAUCACGAUGUAUUGAAAACAUUGACUACAAAAAUGGCCUGGAUAAUCCAGAACGUUGGAUAAGCGAGUGUUGGAUAAGCGAGACUCUACUGUAUGUGUUUCUGUAUUAUGUGUGUGUGUGUGUGCGUAUGUAUCUAAAUGAAUCUCUCACUUAUCCAACAUCCGCUUAUCCAACUUGAUUAUCCAACGCAGUUUGCCUCCCAUGCCGAUUCUGCUGGCCCGUUUAUGUUGGAUAAGUGAGACUCUACUGUAUAUGUAUGUAUCUAGCAAUGGUCAAUCCAGUGACAUCACAAAAGGCCACUGCAUUGUUAUUGUCAUCAACAGCCUUUAUGGUGCAGCAGACACACAUAUAUUUUGACAUAUGCAUAUACACACACACGUACACAUCUCUCUCUGAAGUUUUCGGAUCAGAUUUCAACCGGAGAUGCUACUAACUUUAGCUGGAUUUGGGGCCUCCUUUGUCCAAUGAAUGCAGUUUGACCCUGUUUGAAUUGCCAUGGCUCAAUGCUAUGAGAUGAUGGGAGUUGCAGUUUGGUACUUGUUGAACCACAACUCCCAGCAUCCCCUCGCAUUGAGCCAUGGCAGUGGAAACUGCAUUAAUUCCACUGUGUAGACGCACCCUAUAACCCACUUAUCCCAGACUUUUUUUGACCUCAAUGGGGAAUGAACCAUGACGUUGUCUACUGUUUUCUUUCUUUUUUUCGGCCUCCUUUUCCUCUCCCGUUUGCCUCCUUCGUUCACCUCAAUGGACCUUUCCCGUGUCUUUUUCGGCAUCUCGUUCUCCGCCUCGUUUCCAUUUCAAACAACGAAAACCAAAAUUACUACUGAAUUGUAGCCAGUGCAAUAACAGAAAUAAUGUGAUUCUUACGGGCACCAAACCUGUCCUUUUGCUGAUGAUUAUUAUUUUUUUUUAAAUGUAUAAUCCAAUGAGGUUGGUUGGUUGGUUGGUCGGCUGGUUGAUUUUCUUCACAAAAAAAAAAAGACGACCUUCCCCUUCUCUGUUUUCUUACGGAAUUCAGGUUAAAUGUCGCAAUAAUCUGAACUGUUCAAAGUGCACAACGAGGGAGGAAGGACGGAAGGCGAGGGAGGUUUGUUUUGUUUCCCGAUGUCUAGGGGAAAUUACAAAAAAAAAACCCCACAAAUAAAUAGUAAAUUAUUUAA
This is a messenger RNA of Anolis carolinensis (green anole), 11126 nucleotides long. RefSeq names its product voltage-dependent T-type calcium channel subunit alpha-1H. Gene Ontology annotation, molecular function: voltage-gated sodium channel activity; low voltage-gated calcium channel activity. Lineage: Eukaryota; Metazoa; Chordata; Lepidosauria; Squamata; Anolidae. Gene Ontology annotation, biological process: membrane depolarization during action potential; positive regulation of calcium ion-dependent exocytosis; calcium ion transmembrane transport. The record is from RefSeq and is a predicted model, not a curated record. Gene Ontology annotation, cellular component: neuron projection; plasma membrane; voltage-gated sodium channel complex.